Phlebotomus papatasi is the source of this 4384-nucleotide messenger RNA. RefSeq names its product ubiquitin carboxyl-terminal hydrolase 1 (gene Usp1). The transcript is spliced from 5 exons. Gene Ontology annotation, cellular component: nucleus; cytosol. Gene Ontology annotation, biological process: protein deubiquitination. The record is from RefSeq and is a predicted model, not a curated record. Gene Ontology annotation, molecular function: cysteine-type deubiquitinase activity; cysteine-type endopeptidase activity. NCBI's taxonomy places the organism in Eukaryota, Metazoa, Arthropoda, Insecta, Diptera, Psychodidae. The coding region runs from base 148 to 3060 and encodes 970 amino acids.
UUGAAAAAAAAAAGCAGUGUGGCUCUCCCGGUAAUGAUGCGAAGAAGAUAAGUUUGAGUGAAAAUUCGGGAAAAUCUUUACAAAAAGUGCGUGAAAAGGUGUAAAAUCGAAGAAAGAGUAAUUGUAGUGGUCAUCGGUUUCCGAAAGAUGGUUUUGGUAAAACCUGAAACCGAUGAAGAGGAGGACGAACUUCCUGUGCAGACAAAUUCAGUGAAGACAGAAACAAAAUUAAGGGAGGCAUCGCUGUUCUAUAUUGGCCGAAGGAAUAAAAGAAACUUCUACCAUUGUCACCGAAAUUGUAUUCACAACAGUAGAGAAUCCAUUCUGUGCACCUGUAACUUCCAUUUGAGUGCACCUGAAAUCCCAACGAUACAUCAGGAAGUAUCUGGGAAUUUGCUGUGUACCGAUGAAUGCCUUUCAUGGCGAGAGCAACAUCAACAGCACUGUCGUCUUCGUCAGCGUGACCAUGAUUCUCUUACUUGUAUCUGUGGCCAGGAUAUUUCAUUAGAUUCCAAAGUCUUCAGCCCAACAUUAUUUGGGAGAACUCUGGGUAGGAGUACUGAGAAGAAAUUUGAAGUUUUGAAGGAGAAUAACCUUCCAAUUAUUGCUAUUUCGGACACCGGUGAGGACGAAGAGAAUUUGUGUAAAUCACCAAAUUUGUCUGGAAAGUGUCUCAAGAGAAAAGAUAUUGUAGUAGAUAUACAAUUGAAUAAUAGGGACAUUGUUGUUUCGCCACCCAAAAGGGCUAAGGUUCAAAGGAAAAGUCCCAAAAUAUUGAGUCAAGUGACACUGAGAAAGCGUCCAAAUCGUGAGAAUCAGGAGAAUCGGAGUGUAAUAAAGAGUGAUCAGUAUCAUGCAAAAUUUGAUGAUAUUGAAGUGAUUAAAACAGUGCCCGGGAAGCGCACACGAGCAAAGAGAGAAGUUCUGCAGGAAUUUGACAACACUUGGUCAGACGACAUGUCAAUAUCCGAUUACAAGACCCAAUUGGAUUACAAGAGGCAACUCCGGACGGAUGCCAUUGCCGAAGUGGCCGGUGGCUAUGUCAAGACGUCCACGAGUGAUGAUAUGCCCAGCACAAAUCCACCAAAUCACUUCCUCCACACCAAUUCCUCCUCCAUGGCCACAUUGAGCAACAUCGGGAAUAGUUGCUAUCUUAAUUCCGUCAUCUACACUCUGAGAUUUGCGCCACUUUUCCUGCACAACCUCCAUCAUCUGGUCAGUGAUUUGAAUCAAUUGAAUCAACGACUUGGAUAUCGUUACAAAAGUUCAUCAUUGGGGCGCAAUAUUGGUGGUCUUCAGGGAGCUAGUGGGAGGAGUCUGAGCAGCAAGGAUUUGGCAUCGCUCAGCAUAAAUUCCAGUUUAUCCGAAGUCUCCAAGUCCAACAGACAGAUUGUUACAGAGAAACUCCAUGAAUUAUUUCACAAUCUCCAUCGCAAUGAAUUAAUAGACGCUGACCCCUUCCAUCCAGUGCACUUUCUCAAUGCAAUUCAAGAUGUGAGUUCGACAUUUGAAGGGAAUCAGCAGCAAGAUGCGCACGAGCUUCUUAUGUGUAUUCUAGACAGUAUUCGAGAAACAUGUCAGUCAUUAACGAAAAUAAUAUCGGACUGUCCGGACAUUGUACUGAAUGGUUGUGGAAGUGUACCGGAGCAAAUUGAAACGACACCACCACAAUCAACAACGAUUAAUUCAACGCAAUCGUUUAAGGCACUACUCAAUAAUUUUACGAGAAAAUCGAAACGAAAAGAUGAUAAAUCUAAAUUAAUUAAACCACCCGAAUCACCAUCGAGGGAUAAUUUGAUAAAUGAUGCCCUAGAUUCGGCAAAUGCCAAGAACAAAGGUAAAAUUCCCGAAGAGGACAGUCAGGAGCAGAAGGAGAAAUUGGAUGAGAAAAUUAAGAUGAUGGGAUUGGAUUUUUUCUGUGAAGAUUUUGAGGGUAUCACCGUAUCCACGACCAAAUGUUUAACGUGUGAAACGGAAACGGAGCAAAAAGAAACCAUGAUUGAUAUUUCCGUUCCAAUAUCUGGACAGGAGACAAUGGAAACUAUGGAAAAUCCACAGCUUUUCUUUCAGAACUCAUGUAUCACCAAAGAGUAUUUUCGGGGUGAAAAUAAGUAUCGAUGCGAAAAGUGUUUUGGCUAUACGGAAGCAAUACGAUCGAUAUCCUUUGAGGUAUUGCCACGUUUACUGGUGAUACAGCUAAAGAGAUUUUCCGGUGGAAUGGAGAAGAUCAAUAGUUAUAUCCCAACCCCAUUCACACUACAGUGCUUCUGCCGAAAGUGCUAUGCACUGCCGGAAAGCAAGAAGAUUCAUGUCUACAAACUGUAUAGUGUGAUAACUCAUGUUGGUGCUACACUCUCGGCUGGUCACUACAUCACCUACACUUGUUCCCUGGAUGCCUAUAGUGAGUAUGUGAAUUGUGACAAGGAGAAGAGACGAUUGAUGCAGAGUCAGCAAGAGCAACAGCAGCAGCAGGCGAAUGCAGCUGCGACAGAGAGGAAUAAUGGUGGACUGAGUAGCCUGGAGAAGAUUGGUCUCAAGAAGAGAUCGUGGUUGAGGAAGAGUGAUAAUAGGAGCAAAGCGUCCAGUAGCAGUGAUUUGACUAAAAACCUCAAGACCAUGAAUGGGAAUAGUAUUGUGGCUACGGUGAAUUCGACGGCAAAUGGAGGAACAUCUGAUGGUGGUUCUAGUACGUGUCAGGCACUCAAUUGCUGUGGAAUCCAUGCAAAGGGAAAUCUUUUGGUGAACAGCAAUGGGAACAAUAACUACGACAAUGGGCUGGAAUUUAGUAGUAAUACGGCAAUUGGGGAGCAUCAAGCAAGUGGUGGAGGUAGUGCAUCUGCUCUUGAGUCUGUCUCUGAAGUCAGCAUAAAUGGGAUGGUGAGACCAUUGGGUGGCAGUUUGGGGAACAGUGUGAAUUUUCAAGAGCCUAUUUGGUUCAUGUGUGAUGAUGAUAAAAUUAAAUCAAUGCCCCAGCAAGAAUUCAAAGAACUCUUGUCACCAAAUCGAAAAGUCAUGAUUACACCCUAUCUUCUUUUCUAUGCACGAAACGAUAUUAAAUAGUGAGGUAGAGAAAGAGGGAGAGCGAAUAAAUGAGGCACAGGUGGCCAAAAAAAAAACACAGUCGAUAAAAUUACUUCAAAAAGGUCUUAGAGAAAUGAAAAAAAAAUUCUACUGUAAAUAGAUUCUAAUUGUGAUCUUGAAAGGUAAAGUUGAAGGGAUAAAAAGGAAAAUUGAUAAUGAAAUACUUAAAAAGAUUAGAAGAUGGGUGUGCUUCAAAAAAAAAAAAUGUUUUAGUAAUUUAAAGUGAAUUAAGAAAAAGGAAAGAAAAAAAAAUGUUGUAAAAUAAAAUAAAAUAAAUAUAAUUUUUUUUCAUUAACGGCUGAGAAAAAUGCGUUAGUAACGUGCGCAUUUUCGCGAAUAUUUUUUUCUGUUUCUUCUUUUUGCAGAUUGGACCAACAGAAAACUUUAACAAUAUUUACUUAUAUUGAUUGAAAGAUUUUCAAGCAUGAAAAUGAAAAUACUGAGUGACGAGAUAGAAGAAGAAAUUUUGAGACAUUACACUGCAGUAUAAUACACCGCUUCGAUUAGAUUAAUAGAAAAAAAAGAGAAAGAAAAAUAAUAUUAAAAAAAUAGUGUUAGAACAUCUACGAACUAAUUUUUAUAUAAUCUUUAGAGCAAGAAAAGAAAUAAAAGGAGUAUAUUGAAGAAGAAAAAAAAAGAAAUGUCAUAACAUGUAAGAAUUUAAAAUGAUAAAAAAACCCCAGCUAAAAAUUGGUUAAGACAAUUAAAAGAAAAAAUAAAGAAAAAUACAACAGUAAAUUUCUCUCUUCCAGUCUCUGAACAUCUAUGAUUUUUGUUGAAUUUGAAAAUUUUACAUCAUAAAGCAAAAUAUAUAUAUAUAUACAUAUAUAUUUUAAAAGAAAACAAGGCAUAUAACUCUAUUUAAUGGAAAUAAAAGUGAAAAGAUAAACGACUAAAAGAUAAUAAUUCAAUAUUGAAAAGAAAAAGAAUUAAAAAAAAAACAUGAAAAGAAAUAUUAUGAUGAAGGAAAUAAUGUGUCUAUGUUAUUUAGAUGAUGAGACAUAAUUUACUUAUAAAACAUUUUUAAAGAAAAAAAAAAAAACGAAGCAGAAAAAUUAUUAAGCGUAUAUUAUUGUAAAAUAAAUAUCAUAUCAUGUAUAUUUUUUGAAAAAAAAAAGAAAAAUUAAUAUUAUUGUCUCUUAAAUGGAGAAUCAUUAAAUUCAUCCCAAACGAAUUUAAUUAUUCGCCGCAAUUGAUGAAAAAAAAGUGUAAAUUCUUUCAAAGGUAUAGCGACUGUUUAGUUGAUGAGAAGAAGAAUCAAUAUUAUUUUCCAAAAUAAAAACUAAUAAUUCUCAAAAUUUUA